Messenger RNA from Ylistrum balloti, 1584 nucleotides. Its product is annotated as lysosomal acid glucosylceramidase-like. Gene Ontology annotation, biological process: glucosylceramide catabolic process. The transcript is spliced from 10 exons. The record is from RefSeq and is a predicted model, not a curated record. Bases 1 to 1584 code for a protein of 527 amino acids. Lineage: Eukaryota; Metazoa; Mollusca; Bivalvia; Pectinida; Pectinidae. Gene Ontology annotation, molecular function: glucosylceramidase activity.
AUGGCGAACUCCGAGUCGGUAUAUGUCAGUGUAUUAUUGCUUGUUUGUGUUGUGGUUUUCUGGUACCACGGUGUUGAAGCUGACCACGUGAGCUGCUCUCCUCGAUACUUCGGUCAUGGCUCCAUUGUGUGUGUAUGUAAUGCAACCUACUGUGAUACAGUGGAAGCAAACACACCCCUGCCACGGCAGAUGUUCGCACGGUACCAAUCCACUCAGACAGGUGAACGAUUUAAAAAGUCGACGGGCAAGUUCGAUUCAAUACACACAGAGAAAAUUGUGAUGUACGUUUUUCGGACAAACCAGACGAGAUACCAGAAUAUCAAAGGUUUUGGAGGGGCUUUUACAGACGCUGCUGGGAUCAAUAUUGCCAGUCUCUCAACAAAAGCACAGGAUAAUCUUCUCCGAUCCUACUUCCACUCCAGCGGUAUUGAGUACACGGUGGCCAGAGUGCCAAUGGCAAGCUGUGAUUUCUCCACUCGAGAAUACUCUUACGACGAUACAGCAAAUGAUUUCAACUUAACCAAGUUUUCUCUGGCACCAGAAGAUCUCAAAUAUAAGAUUCCAUUUCUCCAGAAAGCUAUUUCCUUGGGACGUCCGGUGCGCGUGUUCGGCAGUCCGUGGAGCGCCCCCGCCUGGAUGAAAACUGAUCAGUCUAUGACAGGAAAGGGGUCACUUAUUGGUCAGCCUGGUGGACAGUAUUUCAAAACGUGGGCCCUGUAUUUCGCAAAAUUUAUUGAAGCGUAUGCGAGUCACAAUAUUACGAUUUGGGGAUUAACUGCCCAGAACGAACCAUCAGACGGGAGAAUCAAGAACUUCACGUUUCAAGCCAUGGGCUGGACCGCGGAGCAGCAAAGAGAUUUUAUAGUAAAAGAUCUGGGCCCUUUGUUGGAGGAAAGGGGCCACGGAGCUGUGAAUAUAAUGAUACUGGAUGGUCAACGAGUCUUAUUGCCCUACUGGACUUUCGUGGUACUGUCUGAUCCAAAUGCGCUGAAGUAUGUAUCCGGUAUCGCCGUUCAUUGGUACCUCGACAAUUUGGUCCCACCAACAUUUCUAGAUUACACACAUGGUAAAUACCCCGAACAAUACAUCUUCGGAACGGAGGCCUGUGCUGACGGACUUCCUGGCUCUCCGUUACAGGCAGUCCGACUCGGAGACUGGUCUCGAGCCGAAAGCUACGCCAGGGAUAUACUCGAGGACCUUGGGCACUGGGUGACCGGUUGGACAGAUUGGAAUAUUGCUCUAAAUAUGGAAGGGGGUCCAAACUGGGUCCGAAACUUUGUGGACAGCCCUAUUAUUGUAAACGCAGAAAACGACGAAUUCUAUAAACAACCAAUGUUUUAUGCCAUGGGACACUUCAGUAAAUUCUUGCCUCCUGGAUCUACGAGAAUAUCCCUGUCUAUAUAUGGUUCUACACCUCUAAAGUGUGAGGGAUUUCUACUUCCGGAUAACUCCGUCGUCAUCAUUAUACUGAAUAUGUCUGAUGAAGAAGUGACGAUAAGCGUCUACGAUAACGAGAUUGGUUCUAUAAACGGCAACAUGAUUCCCGCCCAUUCUCUUCAGACGAUAACCUAUUGGACAACUUAG